Molecule: messenger RNA, 1443 nt
Organism: Aspergillus wentii DTO 134E9
Lineage: Eukaryota; Fungi; Ascomycota; Eurotiomycetes; Eurotiales; Aspergillaceae
Product: prolyl hydroxylase family protein
Exons: 2
Coding region: 1-1443 (480 amino acids)
Biological process (GO): peptidyl-proline hydroxylation to 4-hydroxy-L-proline
Cellular component (GO): endoplasmic reticulum
Molecular function (GO): iron ion binding; L-ascorbic acid binding; procollagen-proline 4-dioxygenase activity
Source: RefSeq, a predicted model, not a curated record
AUGGCCAAGUCCAAAGCUGCAAAGCGCAAGCGCAAUGCGCAAGUCGAUCUUCCGCAAAAAAUUCCAAAGGCCGCCCCUGUCCUGACGCCUCCUCCCGAUGGCGAGCCCAAGCACAUCAACGCAGUCGUCGCAGACGAGGAUCUCGAAAUUACCAUCGACACACUCACGGCCCUUGCGGAACAUCCCAGUUUGACCAAGUCGAAGGCAUGCAAGGAUCUCCGGGUUGCGGUUUAUAACUUCCGUCAGGCAUGCACGACAGGUGUUAAUAAUGCUGAGGGCGCAAACCUGACGGCGCGGAUAACCGGUGCCCUGGCCGACGAGAAAUACAUCGAAGCAAAGGUCCUGCUCGCCGAGAUGAGGAUCAGAGGUGAGCAACCCAAGAUCGGAGCCUUGUGUCGCUGGGUGCGGGAUCUGGACGUCGUCAGCGGCCUCUCGACGCAGCCUGGUGUCGACCAUGUCCCGCGUGAACGCAGCGCAAAGGACAUGGAACUGCUCGGCGUACUCGAUGCCAUUCUGCGCAUCAGCACCCCGAUUGACACCAGUCCGAAUGCCGUCGAUUCAACAUCCCCCAUCGCCUUCCAGUCUAUCUGGGACCUCCGGCCAGAAACAACACCACUCCCGGUGUACGCCUCAGUCCUCGACAAGUCAAUCAUGGCCGACGCGCCAAAGUCUCCCGAUGCCCUCCGCGUUAUUGAAGAAACCCCCGGCCCACUCCGCAAACCUCCAAACCACCAUCCCGCCCUCCUCUACACUACCGCCCCGAACGCCGUGCCGCUAGCUCCCGUCGGCCCGACCAUAACAUACCACCCACAUCCCGCCGUGCCAGGUCUUGGUCUCGCCAUGAAUGUCCUCUCUCCCACUGAGUGCAAGGCCAUCAUUGCGGCCGGUGAAUCCGUCAACUUCCUGCCUGAUGUGCCCCUCCGCGAAGACGGAGACAUGAGCAUUCUUGCCCACAACUUCUACUGGGUCAUCGACACCACCUUCCACGAUAUGCUCUGGGCACGAAUUUCCCGUUAUGUUCCGCCCUCCAUCAACGGCCGCCUAGUCCGGGGCAUCAAUCGCCGCUUCCGUGUAUACAGAUACGUUCCCGGCGCUGAAUACCGAUGCCACAUUGACGGGGCCUGGCCGCCGUCCGGCAUCCUCCCCGACGACACAUACGUGUACGACUCUUCACCCGAGGACAAGAGACAGAGCUCCAUGUACACAUUCCUACUAUAUCUCAACGAUGAGUUCGAGGGCGGAGAGACGACCUUCUUCAUGCCGGCCGCGCGCGAGGGAACCCUCAACGCAUACCCAGUGCGACCUGUGAUGGGAUCCGUGGCGAUUUUCCCGCACGGCGAGGCGAACGGCGCAUUGCUCCAUGAGGGAACGGGAGUAAGGAAGGGCGCAAAGUAUAUCAUCCGGACAGACGUAGAGUAUGACGUGAAGCCUUCCGAGGAGUGA